CUACCUGUGCCCAGGCCCAUGUCCACCAAAAAAAAAAAGAAGAAAACACGAAAAUUAUCACCACCAACUGGGUUUUCUCUUGUAGUAGUUGGUCUCUCUAGCUCCACAAGCUCCACAAUUGCAAUAUCAGCACCUGACUUCGCAGAGAUGAUGAAUGUAUAAUACCCUCAAGUAAGCUACUUUGUUGAAUAAUCGGUGUGUCUUCUUUUUUCCCAAUUAAUUUUCUCAUCCUCUCUAUCAAUAAAACAUUAUUGUGCUGAAAAAUAAAAUUCCCUUGAUGGAGUCUGUUCAGUCUAAUUUUCUUGAAGAUAUCUUCGAUUCUUCCCUGAAUCUAGAAGAAACCCACAUGAAGGAAGGCUUCAAAGAGGGUUAUAAUGAGGGUCUGGUUGCUGGCCGUGAAGAUGCUCGACAGCUAGGUCUGAAACUGGGUUUUGAAACUGGGGAGUUGCUAGGAUUCUACAGGGGUUGCGUCUGUAUCUGGAACUCAACUAUUCGAGUCUGUAUCUCGCCCCAGCUCCAAAAGCAUAUCAGAGAAUUUGAGGAGUGGAUUGACAAGUACCCACUUUUAGACCCAGAGGAUGAGAGUGUUGAUAAGAAGAAAGAUGAUUUGAGGGUUAAAUUCAAUGUUAUAUGUGCAUCUUUGGGUGUGGUAAAGAAGAAAUUAGAAUAUAAAGGAUACCCAAAGGUUUCUAGCGAGCUUGAUUUUUGAAUGGGGCUCUUUGUUUUGGGUUUUAUUAGUGAUUUGUAGUAGAGGUUUUAUUGUGUAGCACUUGAAAUUUACUUGCUUAAUCAGUGUAUGGUUUUUUAGUUAAUUUGAAUUCUGAAAGUGGAUCUUUAAGAUUGUUCCUUUCAGCCACAACUUUGGUUGAGUGCA
Carica papaya (papaya) is the source of this 874-nucleotide messenger RNA. The record is from RefSeq and is a predicted model, not a curated record. Lineage: Eukaryota; Viridiplantae; Streptophyta; Magnoliopsida; Brassicales; Caricaceae.